Messenger RNA from Aedes albopictus (Asian tiger mosquito), 1892 nucleotides. RefSeq lists its product as uncharacterized. The transcript has 3 exons. The coding region runs from base 76 to 1605 and encodes 509 amino acids. The record is from RefSeq and is a predicted model, not a curated record. Lineage: Eukaryota; Metazoa; Arthropoda; Insecta; Diptera; Culicidae.
UCAAGUGAACAUUGGUAAAACAUGUUUGGAUAGAUGCGUUUCGAGAAUUGUUCCGUUUGAGCUGAACUGCAGUGUAUGAUUGAUUAUUACGAAGUAAAGAUGCAAUCGCUUAACGCUUAUUUGCUUCUCGUGUGCUGCAUUUCAGUUCAUUCAUCACAUGCUUUCUUUGGCCUAUCUAUCAAUGGAUAUUACGCUCCAUCGUCAACAAUCGCCACCAGCUGCUCCAAUACCGUUACAGCGUACAACUCUCUUCGGUCGGCAAUAAGCAGCCUUCGCAACGAACCUUAUGUGUCACUGAAUUUAAGGAUCGUGUCGGAUAGUUUCUUUGUCAGUUACGACGGACUCGGCUCGCGUAUGCAGAACGUCUUUGCCUUCAUCCAAAAUGCUGCUAACAACAAAACAGCAACUACUGACAAUCUGUUCGUACAAAUCAACAACUCAAUAUCUAGCGCACUGGAUUUUAUCGCUACGAACAAUCGGACCGAGUGGGAGAAAAUUCUGGAUCCUUCACUGUUACAAGACUUUACCACCACAAACGCAUCUUUGCGUAACAUUUCUCAAAUCCUCAACGAGGACAUUUAUCCAAAACUGAUUUCUAUUGGACAGGGAUCCGUUACGCCAUCAACUGUAGCAGCCAGCAUUCCUCAAACUGUGCUGAACAGUUUCACUACAGCUAUAGAUCAGCUGCGCCAAACUGAGCAAACCACCGUACUUCCUUCCGUACGGACAGCAGUUUCAGCACUGCAAACCUCCAAUCAAAGAUUUGAUGCCUAUAUAUCCAAGAUGCUCUCCAGUUACGCAACGCUGGACACCAGCCUCAGUCAAUGUUGGACGUCUACAACUUCUCUGCCUGAUACGUUUACCACGACCACCAACCGUCUCUACGCUCCUGUAAACACCUCGGUCAACACUUUCAUCAAAGCCAUCAACAGUUACACCGAUCUCUACCUCGGAUCGUCCGCCAGUGAUAACACCGCCGCUGUCAACUUCUUGGCGUCAAGCUAUUUCAAUAACGCAUCUUCGCAAACAAGCAUGGUCGUAACGAAACUGGAUCAAUUCCGUUCACAAUACAGCGAACAAGUUCUAAGCACCACCAGCGUUAUGCUGACUAAGGGCUUCGAAGUUAUGCAAAGUGUUGCCAUGUCUGUGAUUCAGCAGACCAAACUUCCCAGUUGUGCCGGUCAGUUGACGCAGUCGUUCAUCGAUCGCUAUUCCGCUCUGCUGAGUUCAUUGCAGAACUGCUUUACCGGAGGUAAUUUUGAUCUGAAUCCACCAUUGCAGACGCAAAUGUCGGUAGCAUCCAACAUUCAAGCGGACAUACUGUACUACCUGACGAUUUUGAACGGGCUGUUGACUGGGGUGACGGAUGGCAGUACGGCCACGGCACGUAUUGCGGCGGAUUCUCGAGUCACUGCGUUUUUCAGUCAAUCGGCUGGUAUCAUACGGACGUUUAGUCAACAACUAGUGAACAUGUUCGUUCAAUUAAAUGCAGACUACAACCUCAUUGUUGGGCGUUCUAGCUACUGCCUGGCCAGUAAGGCCGCGGAAGCUACCUCGAUGGUGGACGAUUUUGGCAGUGCUUUCCAGCUGUGCUUGGAAAGCUAAUCUCAGAACUAAUCUCAGGGAAUCUUCAAUAGAAAUAUAGUUAACGAUAUGGUAAAAUUUCAAUGCAGUUUAUUAAAAGUGAAAAGCGUCCCAGGGGUUUUCAGGGAUCCCAAAGGUGGUCCAGGAGGUUUCAGGGACGUUCCGGGGAUAUUCAAGGGGUUCUAGGGAGUUUCAGGGUUGAUCCAUGGAGCUUCAGGGGAUGUCAUGGAAGUUCCAGGGGGUUUCUUCCGUGGAGUUUCAGGGAGGUUCCAGAGUGUGCCAGCGGGUUUCAGGAGUGUUCCAGGGAU